AUGAUGAUGAACGGAAAUUAUCCUAACAGCCAAAACAACAACAACCCAUACUUUUUUGGUGAUCCAGCCUCUAGUAGUGAUAAAUAUAGGCCAGUGAUGAAUACUAGAACAUCACCAGAAAUGCAGCACACUUAUCCACUACCAACCACAACACCCUAUCCUUCCUCUCAUCUGUCAAGUUCUUCUCCAAUAAUCCAUCAUCAAGCAAUCACGCCAUCAAUCAGCCCGUCGUCAUCAUCCUCUUCUUAUUCUUCACCACCAUCGAUGAACUAUCAACAUUCACCAUCUAGUAUGCUCAAUUUCGAGGCAAACCCACAAAUCAAUUCCAUUCCACUCGUUCAACAGCAACAGCACUAUGUCAUUUCUUCUCUUAGUGAAAGUUCACCUUCUAAUUCAGGCUCGCCCCAAGUUGCGAAGAAGAAAAAGAAACGGCAUGUCGAAAAACUGGAGCAUCCAGAGGAAGCUUUCCAAAGCGUUUUUCAGGCAAAUCCGGAAGCCUCUCCAUUAGAAACUGGUCACCCGAUUGCAUGUGUGCAAUGUAGGUCUAGACAUAAGAAAUGCGACCGAACUUUACCUUCAUGCUUGAAUUGCGUGAAACGAGGUGUGGAAUGUACCUAUAGAUCACCAAAAAUGAAAGGAAGAAAAGAUCAAAAGUUCCAACCAUAUUCUAGUUUAUUGUAUCUUCCUCCAACAAACAAUAAUGGACGAAGCAAAACUUCUUCAAAUAUCAAUUCUUCAAUCAGUGAGAGCGUCGUAACACAUGACCAAGCAUGCGAAUCAAAAUUGUUGACGAUACCACAGGAUUCUGCCUUCAACAACUUGCAAAACAAUUUUUCCUUAGCCCCACAUAAUCAACAAGCGACAAACAUGCCACAUUUCAAUAACCAAUCAACACAAAGCUUUUCAUCUUUAUUAACGUCCGAUAUCAACUCUCAACCUAUGGUUCAGUAUAAAUCACAACAAAAUAUUAAUUUAUUCGGUGAUCAAGGUCCAACUGUCAGAUCCAACCAUAAAACACAACAUCAAGAUAACGAAGAUCAAAAGAACCAAACGAAAUUGGUGGGAACUAACGUUGUAAACACUAACCAAUCCAAUGCAUUUUUACACCUAUCUAAGGAAUCCAUUGAAGAAAUAUUAAACUGUCUUGGAAUCAAGGAUAAUCAAAACGGACCUCUAUUUACCAUGACCCAACAGCAACAAGAGAUUAUUGCUCAACACAUUGCAUCCACACUAUUGCAAGACUCAUCAAUAGCAAAUCGUUUAAAUAUGAAUGCCUACAAAAAGCGGACAGUUCAGCUCUAUGAAGAAGUGAUAUCGAUGGGCUAUCCAAUAUUAUCAACCUCUACCUUGGAAAUAGCGUUUUUCAACGAAGAGUCUAUGAGAGGUAUUUAUACCAAUGACGUAUUAUCACUUCUCUACUCAAUACACUCUGUUACAUGUCAAGCUCUUGGUGUGCAUGAUGAAGCUAAUUUAGCUUAUUUAAAAGCAAGAACGCUGUUAUCUGAUUGCUUUGACAAUGCAGACAAUCUUUUUAUUGCUGGAACGUAUUGCUUUUUUGCUCGUUAUUGUAGCGGAAUUGGAGACAAAGGCAAGGCUAAAUUUUAUUUGCAGUAUGUGGAUUUAUUCUUCAAGAAAAAGAGCGUAAAUUAUAGAACUAGAAGACAUUUAAACUAUUCUAUUGAAGAAGAGGCAAAGAGCGGAGCGAAUUAUUCUAUUUUUACAGGUCUAACUUUGGAUGAAAUGUUUUUACUCAAGUAUCGAGUGCUAGCUGCCAUUAGUGUUGAUAAGUCUGGCGAAUUUUUCUUAAACGAUUGUGCUAACUUUCCAGGAUUUACUUUUGGGACCUAUGUUGGCAAGCUAAUCAGUGAUGGUUGCCUCUAUGCCAUUGGAAAAAUUCCGAAUACCAUCAUGGCCAUUAUGGCCCAAAAGAUUACUGAGGAAAAUCUCAAUUUGUUUUUAAUGAUGCUUGAAUUUUCUGCCAAUUUCCUGCGUAUCCAUGAAACUGAAAGACAAGUUUCCGAAACAACAAAAAGCAUCAUGAACUGUCUUCACAACUUGUAUUAUCAUGGAUGCAAAUUACAAAUGAUGAAAGAGGCCAACAUUACAGAUGAACGUUUGGAGAAUGAGGCUAAACUAUUUUCCUUAUCCACACUUGUUGGACCCUUUCACUUGGUUCAACCACUAACGUUGGGAGCCAUGUUUGAAGCUGCCUCUCUUCACUUGAAAAUUCUUGCAGACAUUGAGCAAGGAAAAAGAUUAAUUACAAGUACGGACGAACUUUGCACAUGUUACCAGUUAAUUGAAGUUGAUUUGAGAGCACUAGAAAUUGUAAGAACCAAGAAUAAGGAGUUGAUUGACCGUAUGUGCAAACCUUUAAUGGAUAUGCUUUCAAUGAGAGUCAAACAAUUUUCUUCUUCACCCAUUUAUGCCUCUAGCUCUUUGAACUCUUUGUUGGCAAAAUUUGAAAGUCAGAUUCCACCUUCGAACUCAAUACCUGUAGGGAAACAGCCAACAUCAGAGAUGGAUCAGAAAUUUGGUGAUUCAAUCAACCUUCUCAUACACGAAUUGAAUCGAUGA
Molecule: messenger RNA, 2577 nt
Organism: Naegleria fowleri
Lineage: Eukaryota; Heterolobosea; Eutetramitea; Acrasida; Naegleriidae
Exons: 3
Coding region: 1-2577 (858 amino acids)
Biological process (GO): positive regulation of transcription by RNA polymerase II
Cellular component (GO): nucleus
Molecular function (GO): transcription cis-regulatory region binding; DNA-binding transcription factor activity, RNA polymerase II-specific; zinc ion binding
Source: RefSeq, a predicted model, not a curated record